Bubalus bubalis (water buffalo) is the source of this 1260-nucleotide messenger RNA. RefSeq names its product melanoma-associated antigen B4-like. The transcript has 4 exons. Gene Ontology annotation, biological process: negative regulation of transcription by RNA polymerase II. NCBI's taxonomy places the organism in Eukaryota, Metazoa, Chordata, Mammalia, Artiodactyla, Bovidae. Bases 1 to 1260 code for a protein of 419 amino acids. Gene Ontology annotation, cellular component: nucleus. The record is from RefSeq and is a predicted model, not a curated record.
AUGUGGACAACAGGCAUGAGGGGGAAGUUGCUGGGUGACACAGGGAAUCAGCUCUGUGACGAUCUAGAGGGUGCUGUUGCUGGUGGCCAGAGGGAACAGUCCCAAGUGUCAUCGGGUGUCGAGAUCGGAGGAGACAUGAGUUACGAGUGCAGAGAUAAGUCUCUGCACCCCGAGUUCCUUUUCCCUCUAAAAAGAGGGGGCCUCACAGCCUCCGGUGCCUUCCUGCCUGCUUUCCUGCCCACACUCCCACCUGCAGUCCCUGACCUGCUGUCACCAUGCCUCGGAGGCACAAGAGGUUCUCCCACGAGCUCCCCUGCUGCUGGUGAUCACCAGGAUCUUCAGGGAGCCAUUGCCCCUAGCUCUCCUGAUGCAGGGCCUUCAUGUGCAGGAUCUGGUGAAGGUGCCCAGGGCCCCGAGGAGGAAAGUGCAGGUGCCUCCCAGGAAGCCCCUGCCACUCAGAGCACUCACAAAGAUCCUCUGGCCAGGAAGGCCAGGAUACUGGUGGAGUUCCUGCUGGAGAAGUACACCAAGAAGGAGCCCAUCAUGUACAGCGCCCUAAUGAAAAUCGUUAGCAGGAAGUACAGGCAGCACUUCCCUGAAGUCCUCAAUACAGCCUGUGAGCACGUGCAGCUGGUCUUUGGCCUGGAGAUGAAGGAAGUCCACCAUAGAGGGAACAUCUACACCCUCAUCAGGAAGCUCAACCUCGGGGGAAACGAUUGUCUGCCUGAUGAGGGAGCACUGCCCAAGUCCGGGCUCCUCAUGGUGCUCCUGGGGGUCAUCUUCAUGAAUGGUAACCGCGCCACCGAGGAGGAGAUCUGGGAAUUCCUUAGUAUGUUGGGGAUCUAUGCUGGGAGGAGGCACUGCAUCUUUGGAGAGCCCAGAAGGCUCAUCACCAAAGAUCUGGUGCAGAAGGAGUACCUGAACUACCGCAAGGUACCCAAAAGUGAUCCUCCACACUAUGAGUUGCUGUGGGGCCCGAGAGCUUGUGCUGAGACCAGUAAGAUGAAAGUACUGGAGGUUCUAGCCAAGUUCCACGGUAGGGUCCCUAGUUCCUUCCCAGACCUCUAUGAUGAGGCUCUGAGAGAUCAGGAGGAGAGAGCAGGGCGGAGAGUUGCGGCCAGGGCUCCCACCAUGGCUGAGGCCAGUGCCCCUUCCAGGGCCAAGUCCUGCAGCUCCUCACACGUCUGGGGAGAGGGGCAGGGCACUUUGUUCCGUUUGUGUUGGAAGAGAGCAGUUAAGCUGCUAAAUAGUGCACAGUAG